GUCGUGCGGAAGGUCGGUCUUCCGCUAAUGACACCCGUCCUAUGAGCAGCUGCGGCAGCUCAGCUCCCCACUUCACUCCAGUUGACGACGGCGGUCGGACCCAGGCGACCGGGAGACGAAGGGGCGGCACCGGCACCGCCUCCGGCGACCUCGGCCCGACGGUUGCAGUGGUGGAGAGGGGAGAGCGUGCUGCGACGGGGUGAGCGGAGAGAUAGAUGAUGGAUAUAGCUGCUGAUACUCCCCAAGGGGUCGAUCCCAUUCAAAGCACGACCUUUGUGGUUUCCAAGAGGCUGCGGUGUUCUACAACGUCAACCGACCCAGUAUACAAGGCCCUCGAUGCCGACAAUACUAGUUUCUCGCAGGGGAGGUUGCACCCGCUAGACAAUGAGGUUCUCUUGGAGGAGAUCCUACUCCGUCUCCCUCCAAAGCCAUCCUCCCUCCCGCAGGCCUCCCUUGUUUGCACACUCUGGCGCAGCAUCCUCUCCGAUCCCAGGUUUCUCAAACGCUUCCGGAAACACCACCACAAGCCUCCUCUGUUGGGCUUCUUUGUAGGGUAUACUGGCAGUAAACACAACUUCGUUCCUGUCAUGGACACAAAGCCUGACCGCAUCUCUGCUGCACGCUUCUGCGUGCCCAAGAGUAGCAGGGAUUUCCUCGGCUGCCGGCAUGGGCUCGCUGUCUUUAUCAAGUGGCUGCGCGAGACCGUUGUAUGGGAUCCCCUCACCGGGCAGCAGCAACGCGUGCCUUUUCCACCAGGGCUUGGCAAUGCCGAAACUGACACUUUCUGGGACUGGCACGCAGCGGUUCUGUGUGUUGAUGCUGAAGAUGGGCAUGUGCAUGGCGAUUGCUUCUCGAGCACGUUUAAGUUAGUUUUGACGUGUGGUGGAGACACACAAGCGUCCGCUUGCCUCUACGAGUCGAAGUCUGGUGCAUGGGGAAAUAUUGCAUCAACGCCGACUACAAAUGAGAUUAUUCGGAUAAGGCCCAGUGUCCUCAUUAGGAAUGCACUUUUCUGGUUGUUAUGUGAAGGUGACAUUCUUGCGUUUGAUAUUGAAAGCCAAAGUCUUGAUGUGAUCGAGAAGCCGGUGGAUGCCCAUGGUACCGAAGUCGCCUAUUCCUUCCAGCUCUUACGGACAAAUGAUAGUGGCCUUGGCUUCGCAAGCAUGUCGAAUCUGGGCAUCCAAUUGUGGAAGAGGAGCUCCAACUCUGAUAACGUUGUUGGAUGGGUGCUGCAGUCAAAAGUCAUUCAACUAGAGGGACUCUUUCCAAAAGGAAUGCCUAGCGACCACAAGAUGGCAGCGAUGGUGGGGUAUGACGAGGAGUCAAAUGCGAUUAUUCUGGCUACCUAUAUUGGUGACUUCAUGCUUCAAUUUGAUUCGAUCCAGUUCAUUAGAAUUUCCAAAAGAAAUUGCUGGAGUAGCAAACUGUAUUAUCCUUACAGAAAUUUCUAUACUGCAGGUAAUCCAUCUUCCUCACGUGCAAACAGAUUCAUUCCAGUUACUAUUGGCAGGGGAGUUGGGUGGAAAUUGAUGGAUCAGAAACUCUGAAUAUAUAUGAGAUCUGUUACUUUGAUAUGUUGGUUGAGCAGGUGAGAAUCUAUUUGAAGAACCAAGGGUGUCAGAAAGGUCUUGUACUGAAGAAGAGAGCUGGGAUUUCUUUCCUAACAGCUGGUCGUAGCAAAAGCUGGGUGAUAUCUCAUGUGUUUCUUUCCUAGAAGCAUUCACAAGUUAGUGGAUACUGGGAUUAGGAUUCUAUAUGUAACAGGACUAGCUCCUCGUACACUAUUCUUGCCUUUUGUGAGAACCCUAGUACUUCUAUGUUGCAGAAUAUAAUGUGUUGCAGGUUGCAGCCCAACGUUCCACUGGCUGCAAGUUAUGUUAUUUGUUCAAGUGUCCUGUCCACUGAAUUGGGUUUUAGACUUUUAGUUAGCAUUGUGCUGCUCUAGAAGGAGCACGAUUAACUUUCAGUUCCAACUGCCUUUCGUUC
Molecule: messenger RNA, 1986 nt
Organism: Lolium perenne
Lineage: Eukaryota; Viridiplantae; Streptophyta; Magnoliopsida; Poales; Poaceae
Molecular function (GO): protein binding
Source: RefSeq, a predicted model, not a curated record